Globicephala melas (long-finned pilot whale) is the source of this 4537-nucleotide messenger RNA. It is a transcript of the gene FAM149A, whose product is annotated as family with sequence similarity 149 member A. The record is from RefSeq and is a predicted model, not a curated record. Lineage: Eukaryota; Metazoa; Chordata; Mammalia; Artiodactyla; Delphinidae.
CAGGGUUUUUGUUUAGCUUAGCAACGGCCUGCGCGGUCCCGGGGGCCCGUCGGGGUAUCUGCGGCGGGCGGAGGCCCGGGCCUCUAUCCUCAGCUCGCGGUGGCUCUGGCAGCUGCAGAAGUCGCCUCCGUGGGCUCCCGGACCCCUGGCCCUCGGGGUCUCGCAGCACUAGGGCAGAGAAGGGACUGCUCCCCGCGUCGGGGAAGGUCCGGCCGAGCGGGGCCGAGCGCCUGGCGGGGAUCCUCCGCGUGGAGAGAGCACCAGAGGCUCCCGGGGUGCGCGGCUUGAGGGGACCCCACGACCCCCGUCCCCGCCCCGGGCCGCCUCGUCGCCAUCCCUACGGGCGGCGGUGGAUGGAGCCCCGCAGCCCGGCUCCCCGCGGGUUUGAGGUUCGGGCAGCAGCCAGGACAGCAUUUCCAAGGCCAGGACAUGAAGGUCGCUGUGUUGGACCUUGGGUCUCUCUUUGCCAAAAUCUUCAAGACCUCUACGGCGCCCGCGGCGGUUCCCUCGCCGGUCGCCUCCUCCAGCCACUCGCGAGGCGCAGCCACCGCAGGGCCGGCGGGCAUCGGGGCGGGCACCUGGCUUGGCACGGCCCCGCCCUUGACCCUCUUUCCAGCCCUGGCGCCCGACUCCCGCUCCGGUUCGCGGGGGGCACCAGCCCUGCAGCAGCCGACACCCGCCCCGCUCCGUCCUCUGCUCGCCGCCUCCCACCCCCGGGUCUCGGUCGCGAGCCGCACGGCAGAAGCGGGAGGGACGCCCCUCUGGCUGCCCAGUAGCCCGAGAGCAGCCAAAGUCCGGUCCUCGCCCCCGCCCCUGCCCGCGGCCCCCUCCAGCGGCGUCUGCGGCGCAGCCGGCUCCCCAGCCCCCCAGGUGGCCGUGGCGCGGCCGCCCCCAGGCCCUGGCGGGGUCUUGGCGGCGCUGCCGUCCAUCGGGGGCUCCGCGGGCAGCGGCAGUGUGACCGCGAGCGCACGGAACCGUCGCCCGCCCGGCCCCGGGGAGCGAGAGCCCGGCGCUCGGGUGCCCCCCGGGCCUGGCCCCAAGACCCUGUUCUUCACCCUGCCGGACCUCGGCGAAGAGUGGGCCUCGGACAGCGACUCGGAGGACGGCCGAGAAGCAAGAGGACUGCCAGAAGGAUCUGGAAAGCAGAGUUUUCCUGUGAAAAGCAAAGAUCCUUUACCUACACAUUUUACAAGAAAUGUACAGAAAGCCAUUGAUAAAUAUACCCGUGAAUCCGUGUCAUCAUUUUCAUCAAAUGGAAACCCCAUGCCCACAGAAGCUCCCAACUCCUGGUCUGGGUCUGGGACACAGAGUUCAACCACAGGCUUAUCAACCGAGAGGAGCUCCAUUUACUCUUGGAGAGAUGAUGAGUUUGACAAAGCCAGUGCACAGAAAGUACAGCAGUUAUUCUGGGAGGUCGAGGAAAUGUUAUUUGAAGGGAAAGUAAGCCCUCACACCCAGAAUCUACAGGCUGAAUGCAGUGAGUGGGCAAGAAGGUCCCUCCAUCUGAGAGUAUUAGGAAGACAGCUUGUCCUGCCCACUGAUGAAGGGGUCCAGCAUUUUCAGGGCAGUAAACCUGCUUCUGCCAUCCACAGACCCUUCUCUGACGACUGUGAACCCAGCAGCAACGUCAGAGAGCUGUGCAUCUCUGGCUCUCAAAUAGUCCCGGCGGCACUCUCAGCCCUCACUCUGCCAGGUCCUGUUGGCACAGGGAUUGCGGACCUCACGGCAUGUUCAUCCCUGGAAGAAGAGGUUUAUGAUGUGGAUGGGAAGAUUGAAGAGUAUUUCGCUUUUGACAGAAAAGAAGAUGACGAGGACUGUCUUGAACAAAACCCAGCUCAGCACCACAGGACGUGGCAUAAGCACGGACUUCCUCCUGUUUCCCCACAUGACUGUGUCAGAGAUGCGGUGGCUGCAGAAGUGUUUGAUCACAUCUGGACAGCUGUGGUGGAAAUACUGGAAAAGCUGACUAGAAAAAACUGGGAAGUUACACUCACAGAAGGAAAAAAACAGAAAGAAAAAUCGAAAGUAGCUGAGACUAAAUCUCCACCUAUGGUCGUUUCCUGUAUUAAUGCUGAUGUGUCCAGUGUUCCCCCGUCCAGAAGUUCUGAAACUCGAAGUGUAUCCCUGGCUUCUCAUCUUAACCCACCUCAGAUUCAUCGCUUCUCCAAUAAUUUUUAUAGUGACUUGAAUGGUGUGAUGACAAUUCAAGCAAAACCACUUCAGCAGAGACCUACUUAUUUUGCAGAUAGAACACAGAGUGAGCAAGAGGACAGAUCACUGGGUUCAGGGGCCGGUGCUCUUGCCUCGGCCCAGCACCGUCUGGCAAGGAUCUUGGAGGCUCGCGGACUACAGACUUCUGCAAAGAAAACACCGGCAUACAGGAGGCUGCCUUCUCUUACCUCAGAAUCACAGAGAAUAAAAAUCCCCAGCGUGUACAGUGAUGAAGUUCUUAGGGGAACGAAACUGCAAACUGGCGUGGACCGCACGGCCUCCCCACCAGUUCAGACCUCAAGGAGCAGGUUGCCAUCAAUAGGCUCAGAGACUGGGGAGCAGAAUAUGGCAGUUCCCGGAUGGCGUCCUGUUUCUUCAGAUACACCCCGAAAAGGUUCAUUGACACUGAGGGAAUUUGCUGGUCACACAUGGACAGGUCAAGGUUUUUUGACAGGAAUCUCCAUAAAGAGCAAAACUGCAAAGACAAGCACUUCUCUGCCGUUGGUUAAAAAAACAAAAAGUAACUGAGUAAAUCUGAAGAUCGAAGUGGUUUUGGUAAGCAAUUCAUGAAUCAAUUGGGCAGCAUCUCAUGUGGCAAACAGAGAUAUUCUGAGGAGCUGCAGGGCAUGGAAGGCUUUUAUAAAGGAAGGCAGGACAGGGAAAGGAGAUCAUCAGCAAGGAAAAAAGGAAAGUUCAUUGGAGGAAGGUAAAAGCUCAAGUGAUGAUAGCUUGUUUUUGGCUGACCUGCAGGGUUUUCCAUUGGCUGGGCUUGUUGCUGGGCAAGAAGGAAGUCUUCCUUCCUCCUGCUGGGGCAGGAAUGUAGCUGCGCUUCCUGUUUGGGAGAGCAAGGUAGUCUCUUCCUGUUGGGGUCAGUCAGUUACUGAUGUCUUCCUGGUGGGGUAAAGGUGAGUGGUGGGCAGGGCAUGAGAGCUCCCACUACUGGCUUUCCAACCCCAACUUUGGCUUCGGUUCCGUUUUAUUAAUUCGCACAAUCUUAAAGGAGAAAAUGCCCAAAGUUUCCUAAUAAUUUAGAGCCUCACCCUCAUAAAAAAGAAAAUGCUGUCUUGAGUCUUACGAGAAAUCAGUGUCUCUCUCUGCUGUAGAGUUUCCAUGUUUUUCUUCUGAAUGAAACUCUAUUUUCAGAUUCUCUUUGAAGAUCUCAUUAUAAAAAUGCUUCACAAAAUUAAUACAAAUCUUCUAGUUAUAUUUUAUGAUGUAGAGUUUUACAGAUAAAUACUUAUUCUCAGGUAGUAUGCCAUUUAAAGAAUCAAGUUUCUAGACUGAAUUCAGGCCUAUGAUGUUUUAAUUUUCAAAACCGUUACCAACAUUUUUGUUCAAGGAGGCAACGUAGCAUCGUCAUGAGGUGUGCCACUCUGAAAUCAAAUGCCUCGUUUCCAUCCUGACUCGAGCACCUACUAGCUGAGCACUUUAGGAGAGCCUCAACUGCUCCGGGCCUCAGUUCUUUUAUAACAGACUAGAUGGAGAAAACAAUUAUUGGAAAAAUGUAUGGAAAGGACCUAGCUAGAUGCCAAGCAUACACUGUUUGCUCAAAAAAUAUGAAUCAUUUGUAUUAUAGAUAAUCUCAAAUGUAGAGGAUAAUUUGCUGUUUUAAGGGAAAUAAUAAUAUAACUUUAAAAUAAAUCUAGUAUAAUUCAAGCACUGGGACAACUCAGGUUUAUCACUGUUUAUGUCAGCCCUUCUAUAGUUCUAUAGCAUAGUGAUGUCAAAAUUUCUCUAUUCUUUUGAGAUUUUUCGCCUAUGCUCAUAGCUCUAAGCUGCUGUGUCUUUUUGUUGCUUUUUGCCUUGUGCAUUCCCCAGGAGUAUUCUCUGUCAUUUUCAAUGACAAUAGUUCUUUCUCUAAAAGGCAGCCAUGGUAUGUGAGAGAGAGAACAGUGACGGUUGAUAAAUAUGAUUCUGCGGAUGGCAAUAGACAGUGGCUAAGGAGUUUCGGAGAUGUUGACUGCAGCGUGCUAAGUGGAGAUGCCAAAUAGUUUGUUGGGCGUACAGUACUAGAGGUUAGGAGAGGAAACUGGGCUCUGAAUUUGUUUAAAAUCUGCACUCUUAAUUUUUCACCAAAUACUAAGUCACUGUAUUCUCUUAUCAAUAACUUUGUGACAACUGUCAUUAUUGCUGGUUGGAGGCCUUUUUUAUGUCUAUAGAAGUGAUUGAGGGUACAUAAGAGAGAUGUUCCUAUAUUUCUAAAGAUUUAUUUUCUUCUUCUCUGACAGGCUUGUGGUCUCUUGCUUACCUUUGCUUCCAGGUCCAAAAGCGCAGGGGCUAUUAACUUAUCAGCAUUAUUCCUGUAGCAGAAAAAAAAAAAAGGAAA